CGGCGGGGGCGGAGCGUGGCCACUGUGCGCGGUGCGUCCCUGAUCUCUGCUCUCUCGCCUCCGCCCCCAGAGCUCGUCUGCCUCAGACGGAGGUAGUCUGCGACCCGCGCCCAGCGCGACCUGGAGACGACGCGGACGAGCCAUGAGUGGCCAGCCUGGGAGGGCGGCGGCGCUGCUGCUCGGGCUGCUCCUGGAGUGCACGGAAGCUAAAAAGCAUUGCUGGUAUUUUGAAGGACUCUAUCCAACAUAUUACAUAUGCCGCUCCUAUGAAGACUGCUGCGGUUCCCGCUGCUGUGUGCGGGCCCUGUCCAUACAGAGGCUAUGGUACUUCUGGUUCCUCCUGAUGAUGGGUGUGCUCUUCUGCUGCGGAGCAGGCUUCUUCAUCCGGAGGCGCAUGCACCCCCCGCCGCUGAUUGAGGAGCCCACCUUCAACGUGUCCUACACCCGGCAGCCCCCCACACCUGCCCCAGGAUCCCAGCAGCCAGGGCCACCAUUUUACACUGACCCAGGAGGACCGGGGCUGAAUCCUGUUGGGAGCACCAUGGCAAUGGCUUUCCAGGUCCAGCCCAGCCCAGCCCCAGGGAGUGCAGCCUACCCACCGCCACCUUCCUACUGCAGCACACCCCCGCCCCCCUAUGAGCAAGUGGUGAAGGCCAAGUAAGGGGCACUGCUGUGUGGGGAGUCGGAGAGGCUGCUGUCUACCUCUCUGGUCUAUCACUGCCUCCCAGGGUGACUGAUGGCUACUGAGGCAUAUUCUUCUUCACUGUCUUCGAAGCAAACACAGCCUCUUUCAAGUUUUCUGUGGAGCACACACUGUGAAGCCACACUGUCUCCGUUCCUUCUGCUUCUGAUGAAUCUGUGCUCUCUGGUGGAGUGUGGUGACAGUCCCCAAGGGCUGAUGUUCUUAGGGUGGCGUGACCAGACCCUCUGGAGAGAGACUCUCAGAGGAGGAGCCCAGAACUGGAAGGUUCAGGGGACAUGGGAAGGAGCUGGGCCUGGGCAGUCUGGACAGGCAGGUCACCCACCAUUGCAGCCAGUCCUCACAUCUGUUGUUCUGUCCAGGAGCAGUCAAACAUUGAGGGGAGAGCCAGCCUCCUGCUGUGUGUCCAUAUUCUGGAGGUGGGCUUCCCUCUCACUGCCAGGGAAGAGGGUGCCAGUCCAUAGUCAGGCCUGACCUGAGCAUCUGCAGUUAUCACUAAGGAAAGACAUUUAGAUACAUGGGAAAUCACUUUCUGGUCCAAACUAGGACAUGGUAUUUUAUGAGAGAUUUUGGUCUGACUUGGGAAAAAUGCUGCCCCCUUUUGUGGUGUGUUUGUGGAUGUGUGUGGUGUCCUAUCCUUUGAGACCAGUCUAGGAGUAUGUUUUCUUGGUGGCCCACAGGGUGUUUGUACCCUUCCCAAGGCAGCCUCAUGGCAGAGGGCCAUAUCUGGCUGUGAAGUCAUAGCAACCCUCAGAGGGAGACACUACCACAGUGUCCCAGCAGGGCAUGGCCAGCCAUCCUGGGCCUGGCUUGGCAUGUUUCUCGUAGGUGGGUGUGCGUUGGGCUCUGAUGAGGAGGAGCUUGCUAAGGAAAAGUCAGAAAAAGCACUGACUUGCUUGCACUGACCAUGUCAUCAAAAUUAGAAUAAAGAAGCUGCAGUUGGGAAUUCAAGUCCCAGGUUAAGAAUCUUGUGUCAAUCCAGGACCUUGAGCAUGUGUAACAGGAACUCUGUCCAGCACACGGUGGUCAGGUCUGGUGUAUGCGACACCUGGUGAGACCUGCUGUGUCAUGUGCACUGAGCUCUGGGCUGCUCAGCCCAGUUGCCUAGAAGGCUGUGGGGGCCUUCUAGGGUGGGGUAGGGGCACUUAGGUUUCAAAGGAGCUGAUCAGUGCCUAUUGAAUUUGUUAUUCAAUGAACUAGAGCACCAAGACAUCGCCUCUGAGUGGAUAUGGGUGUUUUUAUUCCCCAGAUCAAGAGGCUGGACAUCCAUACUUUGCCUGGGUGUGAGGGGUGAGGGAGGGGCCCAAGUAGCUACUUGGAUGACUUUACUGUAAGGACCUGGACUCUGAGAACCUCCCAGGGAGUCCACAGGAACAGCCCUGGAAAUGCCAUCUGCACACACAUGCUGUUGCAGGUGGCUCUGAACAUUUCAUGUGACCUCUGACAUCCCAGCCUGCUGCAAGACCUCCCUGAGCCUCGAUUUAAACGAGACAACAAAGCACAACUUUUGCUGUUUACAACCAAGACAACUACAUGGAUCCCAGCGUUCCUCUUCCUCCAGGUCAAUUGUUCUGUAUUUUUAAUCUUAGUUUCUCAAAGAAGCUCACUAAAAGCUGCUCCUGGAUCCCAGCCAAGCACCUGAAUAUCCAGGACUAAAUUUUAUUUAUCUUUUUGAUAACUGAUGAGUUCACGUGGCUGAUGAUGAGUAGGAAUCACCAGUUUUAUGUUCUCGUGUUUGUGUAAGGUCAAUCGUUUCGUCCCUUGAGCCCACUUAGAAUCCUGCUACAGUGAACAUUACUGUGUGUGGAAGUCCUGCUUCUGGUGCCGUCUCCUUUGGUGCAUCCCACCUCCCUCCCCCGUGUCCCCGCGUCCUGUGCCACGCUGGACACAUUCUUCUUUACUCUCUUUUGAUAGGGUCCUGUUUUCCUUCGUAUGCAAAAUAAAAAUAAAUU
This is a messenger RNA of Nycticebus coucang (slow loris), 2652 nucleotides long. It is a transcript of the gene VOPP1, whose product is annotated as VOPP1 WW domain binding protein. Gene Ontology annotation, cellular component: cytoplasmic vesicle membrane. NCBI's taxonomy places the organism in Eukaryota, Metazoa, Chordata, Mammalia, Primates, Lorisidae. Bases 143 to 661 code for a protein of 172 amino acids. The record is from RefSeq and is a predicted model, not a curated record. The transcript has 5 exons.